Molecule: messenger RNA, 1371 nt
Organism: Oryza sativa Japonica Group (Japanese rice)
Lineage: Eukaryota; Viridiplantae; Streptophyta; Magnoliopsida; Poales; Poaceae
Molecular function (GO): nucleotide binding
Source: RefSeq, a predicted model, not a curated record
AUUUGUCAUUCCAAAUAUGCGCGGGGGAACAUUCGAACCACUUGACCGGAAACCCGUCCAGAUUCACUCGAGAGCGGAUGGCGACGACUACGGCGACGGCUGCGGCGGCGCCGGAGGUGAGGUACGGGAUAGUCGGGGUGGGGAUGAUGGGGAGGGAGCACCUCCACAACCUCGCCCACCUCGCCGGCGAGGUCGGGCGGGCGGAGCCGCCGGUGCGGUUGCGCGUCACCUGCCUCGCCGACCCCCACCCGGAGUCGCUCCAACUCGGCCUCCAGCUCGCCGCCGACCUCGCCCUCCCCGCUCCCCAGGUUUCAAGAUCUUUUCAGGUCAUGGGGAGCUGCUGGACAGCGGGCUUUGCGACGCUGUUGUCGUGUCAUCACCAAACAUGACCCACUACCAGAUACUCAUGGACAUCAUCAGUCACGCCAAACCACACCACAUCCUUGUUGAGAAGCCCUUGUGUACUACAGUACAGGACUGUCAGAAGGUUGUAGAAGCGGCUAAACAGAGAUCAGACAUACUUGUGCAAGUUGGAUUAGAAUACAGGUAUAUGCCUCCGGUUGCUAAGCUUAUAGAUACUGUUAAAAGUGGCACCUUGGGGCAAGUCAGAAUGGUGGCAAUCCGUGAACACCGGUUUCCUUUCCUUGUUAAGGUUAACAAUUGGAAUAGGUUCAAUUGCAACAGUGGAGGAACUCUUGUUGAGAAGUGCUGCCAUUUUUUUGAUUUGAUGAGAUUGUUUGCAGCUGCAAACCCUGUUCGUGUGAUGGCUUCUGGAGCCAUUGAUGUCAACCACAAGGAUGAAAUUUAUGAUGGGAAGGUUCCAGAUAUUAUAGACAAUGCAUAUGUAAUAGUAGAAUUUGAUAAUGGCUCUCGUGGCAUGCUUGACCUCUGCAUGUUUGCUGAAGGUAGUAGGAAUGAGCAGGAAAUUUCUGUAGUUGGUGACAUUGGGAAGGGCGAGGCUUUUGUUCCAGAGAGCAUUGUUAGGGUUGGAAAGAGAACAGGAGGUAGAGAUGGAGUUGUAACGAUAAUGGCUGAAGAUGAACGGAUCAAAUAUCAAGGUCUUCAUCAUGGAUCUAGCUACCUGGAGCACCUCAAUUUCCUGUCUGCCAUCAGGCUUCAAGGUGCAUCCGGCCCAUCGGUCGAUUUAACUGAUGGCCUAUUAUCUGUUGCCAUCGGCGUGGCUGGGCAGUUGUCCAUUGAGAAGGGGCGUUUUGUCACAAUUGAAGAGGUCUUGGCUGGUUGAUAAGUUCCAAGCAAGUUUUGCUGCUUUGCACUUGACUGUUGUUGUCAAUGUAUUGUAAAUUGACCUUCUAUCAGAUACCAGAUAUACUAUUGAUAAAUUAGUAAAUAUAGAGGAAACGUAUUUAAUGU